CCCGCCAGAUCGACAACAAACUAUUUAAAAUGACUAAUUCACAACGUCCUUAUUUUAUCUCCAAGCAGGCAAUAUAUGUACAGAAAGGUUUCGUUAAAUUAAGCUCUUUUAUCGGUACAUAUAUGCUUAGAUUAGGGGGAUAAAAAGAUAAACCAUUUUCCGGCGCGGGAAAAUCGUAAAAAACACGGAAGUUCUUGCUUGCUCGCUCAAUGAUGUCACUGUUGUGCGCUCCUACCUCACAUUUUCACUCACAACCCGAUUGAAAUGAGACUCGUAAACAAUGUUUAGCUUCGCCGAACAUCUUCCGAAGUCAUUCUGACAUUUUGGACCAAAGCUUUUGGUCCUACUAUGGAUCGCUAUAACGAGGUGAAACUGUUGCUGAAAAGCUGGGAGCAGGGCUUUUUCAAGGAGCAGCAGAGGAAACCCGCUAAGGAGGACAUUGAUGAAGCUUCAGAGGACACCAAGAAUUUAUACAGAGAGUACCGCAGUUUGAAACAGGCCAAAGAGAAUAGCAGCAGCAGUAGUACUUGUUCAACCAGAAAUAAUACUGAACAGUCAGGAUCUGCACCCCAGAAGGACUGCUGGGGUUCUCAUCUGAAUCGCAGUGCGUUACCAGCGUCUUCGCCCCAACCCCUUACCGCCCUCGACAGAGAUGCUCUGAAGGCCUCGGCGCAAUACUACGGCCUCAAACUGAAGAACAAUCUGGCGACGCUGACUUAUAAGAACACCAACGCUGUCGCAACGUCCCCUGUUGCAGAAUCUAGCCCAUUUUCACCAAGGCGUGUGAAGCCAACCUCGGGAGCCUUGGUCUCCAAUAAGCCCGAUCUGGCGGACCCUGAAGAACCUCUUGAGCAGUUUCCACCCAUUCUAGAACCUUCCAAAAGUUCUACUAGUUUUGGUAGGACUCAGGUGUGUACCAUCUCCAGUGGAGAUGGAGAAAAAGACUCGGGGACUUCAGAUGGAGGCCUUGGACCCCUAAGUCUUGGAAGACUUGGAGGAGCCGCCACUGCGGCAAGGCCUUCGCCCGCCAACCGGCUGAUCUCAGUGGACAGAAAGUGGCUGGAGAGGUGUCAGGUUUUUGGUGAGCUGGGAGCUGAAGAGAAGCCCCGGGCGGGAAACCAGGAGGAUCGUCAGCCAGGCGGGAAAGACGAGGAGAAACGAGUUAAGGAGAAAGAUGCCACGACCAACACUCCGGUAAAUCUUGAUCCACGUCCCGUGAAAAUGAAGGAAAAUACAGAAGACCCGGUGCCACCGGAAAAUGUCAGUGGGAGUCCUCCAAAGAAGAGCGUGAAGAAGAGGCAGCGAGAAGGAGAGGCGAUAGAGGAAGGGGGAGCCCGGAAGAGGAGGAGGAAGAAGAACGAAGAUGGAGGUGAGAAGAAGAACGAGGAGAAUGCCGAGGAAGGAAACGGGAAGAAGAGGCGCAGAAAGAAGGGAAAAGAAGACGCAGAAGCCGAGAAAGACAAAGAGACCAAGGCAUCAAAGAAGGUCCCUCAGGAGAACCUACUUGGAGAAAUCGAGGAGGAGUUUGGUACAAGGAGAUCAUAUGCACAGACUGUCAGAGCCAGAGGCUCCAAAGCGACCGAGGGCAACUUUGUGAAGAUCAAUCUGAAGAAGAAAUCUCACGUCAAAGGAUAUGCACUGAGAGGGAUGGCCCUACGCAAACAAUUGUACAUGCAGAAGUUCCAACUGAAAAGCGAACGUUUCGGUGGCGGUGGCAGCUGUUUUGGCAGAGGCUGGCGCGGCGGCUUCCGCGGCGGCCACAGUCGCCAGGGCGACACCUGCUACAAGUGCGGGGGCACGGGACACUGGGCGGUCCACUGCAAGGGACCAGCGCCGCCGCCUGCCGCUCCCGAGGAGCAGCCCGUCGAGGAGGAGGAGCCCUUUGAGUUGCCCACCCUGGAGGAAGUCGCCAGGGCGACGGGAACGCUGCAGCCACAGCCACAAGCUCCCGGUUUCAAAGAACAGCAAGAACCAGACGACAACAAAGACGAAGCUCUGCUCAACGUGAUCCGUCCCGACUACGAGUGUCCGGCACCUCCGACGCCCGUCGAGCCGCUUUACGGCCUCACCGAUGAUGGCAAAGUUCAGGCGACACCGGAUGAGGUCUCGGCUGCUCUGCGAGAACUCGGCUACAGCUCGUUCAGGGCGGGGCAGGAGGAAGCCAUCAUGAGGAUCCUGUCAGGUCUGUCCACCUUGGUGGUGUUGUCAACAGGGAUGGGGAAGUCGUUGUGCUAUCAGCUGCCAGCUUACUUGUAUGUCAAGCGGUCCAACUGCAUCACCCUGGUCAUUUCCCCUCUCGUCUCGCUCAUGGAUGACCAGCUCUCUAGCCUGCCAGCCAAUCUGAAAGCAGCCUGCAUCCACUCCAACAUGACAAUGAAACAGCGAGAAGCUGCGAUACAAAAGGUAAAAGCAGGUCUGGUGUGUGUGCUGCUGCUCUCCCCCGAAGCGCUGGUUGGCGGCGGCGGCUCCAGUUCUGGGUGCCUGCCCUCGGCGCAGGAGCUCCCCCCCGUGGCCUUUGCUUGCAUCGACGAAGCCCACUGCGUGUCAGAGUGGUCGCACAACUUCCGGCCCUGCUACCUCAGGCUUUGUAAGGUGUUGAGGGAGCGCUUGGGCGUGCGCUGCUUGCUCGGGCUCACGGCCACGGCCACGUUGUCUACGGCUCUGGAUAUCGCCCAGCACCUGGACAUCCAAGACCAGGACGGCAUUGCGGUCCGAUCCACCGCCGUGCCCGCAAACCUGCAACUGUCUGUGUCCAUGGAUCGGGAGAAGGAUCACGCUCUGGUUUCCUUGUUGAAAGGCGAUCGUUUCGGCUGCCUGGACUCUGUCAUCGUCUACUGCACCAGGAGAGAGGAGACGGCUCGUGUUGCCGCGCUGCUCAGGACCUGCCUGCAGGGGGUGCUGCUGAAAAAAAAUAAAUACAUCAGCGACAGCCAAGCACAAGUCAAUCCAUUCGGACAAAAGAAGAAAGAACUUGCAAGGAAGAAGAUUCGUAAACCUCUGAAGUGGCAGGCCGAGUCGUACCACGCCGGCCUCUCUGGGUCGGAACGCCGCCGGGUUCAAAACAACUUCAUGUGCGGCGAGCUCCGGAUCGUGGUGGCCACCGUGGCGUUUGGCAUGGGCCUGGACAAAUCGGACGUGCGGGGCAUCAUUCACUACAACAUGCCUAAGAGCUUCGAGAGUUACGUCCAAGAAAUCGGGAGAGCGGGGAGAGACGGAGAACCAGCACACUGUCACCUCUUCCUUGAUCCCGACGGUAUGGACCUCCACGAGCUGCGGCGUCACAUCUAUUCCGACACGGUGGACUACUACACGGUGAAGAGGCUGGUCCAGAAAGUAUUCCCGCCAUGCAAAUGCAAACAAAUCCACCAGAAACAACAAGAACUGAUCCAGGAGGACGUCUGUGACGCCGAGCUGUUGGCGGUGAUGGAGAUGUGCGAUCAGGAAAGCAGCCGCGACACACCCGCCCGGCAGGAGGUGCUACAUUCCACAGAGAGCGAGCAAGAAGAGGUCAAUUCAGACACUAAAAAUGUCAAUGUGGAGUUUGCGGGUGACCAGGAAGUAGAACGCUCCUCUGACUGGCCGUUGGAGCGAGUGUGUCACACUCAUGAAAGAGCUGUCCCCAUCCAGGAGACUGUGGAGACACUGGACAUCACAGAAGAAGGUAUCGAAACGCUGCUGUGCUAUCUGGAGCUCCAUCCACAGCGCUUUGUGGAGCUUCUCCACCCCACGUUGUCUGUGUGCAAAGUCAGCUGCUAUGAAGGACCCAGACAGCUCCGGAAAAUCACUAAAAUCUGCCCGCCUGUCGCCGUGGUGCUGGCUCGGAGGCGCAUGGGCGGCCAGCGAGUGGAGUCGUGCGACCAGCUGGAUUUUGACGUGGUGGAGGUGGCCGACACGAUGGGAUGGCAGCUCCCCCUGGUCAAGAGGGGACUCAGACAGCUGCAAUGGAGCACGGGUAAAGCUGGCGGGCGGAGCGGCGUCCACGUGGAGUUCUCUUCCCUGUCCUUCUACUUCCGCUCCUACGGCGACCUGAGCGACGAGGAGCUGGACAGGGUGUGCCGGUUCCUCCACAAGCGAGUGCAGGAUCGAGAGAGGUGCAAUCUCUACCAGCUGAGCGCCUGUUUUAAGGCUUUCAAAAGUGUGGCCUUUAAAAGCGUAUUGUCCUGCGUGGAUAACCUGGACGAGAAUCGCAGUCUUCAGCUGAAGGACCUCCUGUCCGACUACUUUGACAAGCGACGGGGCAGGGACUUCACCCUGGACCCACUCAACCUUGAGGAGAGUCUGGACCAGUACAAGCUCUUGGACUGGGAAAAUCAGAUCAGAGGGGACAUAAGGAGCUUCCUGUCCAACAGAAGUGACGAGAAGUUCUCGGGAAGAGCCGUUGCCCGAAUCUUUCACGGCAUCGGAAGUCCGUGCUAUCCCGCCCAAACUUACGGCAGAGACCGACGCUACUGGCGGAAGUACAUCCAGUUUGACUUCAACCAGCUCAUCAAGCUGGCCACUCAAGAGAUCAUUCGAUUCAAGUAAAACACUCCCUGUUUACUUAUUGUGUGUGUCAAUGUGUUUCUUUGUAUAGGAAUAAAAGAUUUAUUUUCCUUGG
Molecule: messenger RNA, 4597 nt
Organism: Phyllopteryx taeniolatus (common seadragon)
Lineage: Eukaryota; Metazoa; Chordata; Actinopteri; Syngnathiformes; Syngnathidae
Gene: recql4
Product: RecQ helicase-like 4
Biological process (GO): telomere maintenance; double-strand break repair via homologous recombination; DNA replication
Cellular component (GO): cytoplasm; nucleus; chromosome
Molecular function (GO): nucleic acid binding; 3'-5' DNA helicase activity; zinc ion binding
Source: RefSeq, a predicted model, not a curated record